AUGGAGCUUAAACAAAUGAUAGGAUAUUUAGCUAUCUUUUCGAUAAUUCAAAGUAUUGUGGCUUAUUCUGAUAUCUCUCAAGAGGGCAGCCUUUUGGAAGAAAAUUCACCAUUCAAGGCAGAAAUCUUAACUUCACAUAAUGCAGGUUCAAAUUUGAGCGUAUUGAUAGGUAAUAAUAAGUUCACUUUUGUAAUGGGCAAUCAAUAUGAUAGAGAACUAAUGUAG
Debaryomyces tyrocola is the source of this 225-nucleotide messenger RNA. The record is from the annotation of a GenBank genome assembly. NCBI's taxonomy places the organism in Eukaryota, Fungi, Ascomycota, Pichiomycetes, Serinales, Debaryomycetaceae.